Aethina tumida (small hive beetle) is the source of this 895-nucleotide messenger RNA. Its product is annotated as mitochondrial import inner membrane translocase subunit Tim21. Gene Ontology annotation, cellular component: TIM23 mitochondrial import inner membrane translocase complex. The coding region runs from base 213 to 851 and encodes 212 amino acids. The record is from RefSeq and is a predicted model, not a curated record. Gene Ontology annotation, biological process: protein import into mitochondrial matrix. NCBI's taxonomy places the organism in Eukaryota, Metazoa, Arthropoda, Insecta, Coleoptera, Nitidulidae. The transcript is spliced from 3 exons.
AAGUUCAUUGGUUUUCUUAAGCAAAUAAUAUAGUGGCAUCCAAUAAAUAAUCACGUAAAAAAACAAUUGUUAAAACAAUCCUAAUUCAGCCUCAAACAGCUUGUAAUAAUUGACACUGUCGGUUUCUCAACCACCUUCAAAUUAGGUUAGAAAACAUAAAAUGCCGAUUUAAAAAUAAAUAAUCGACCAACUUCAUCCACCACAAAAUAAUCAUGACUUUGGUAAGGGUGAUCAGACCGGUCCUCCGAUACUCCAGUGCCUUCGGUCCUCGUUCGCCCCUCGCACGCUUCAAGAGCACCAAAAACACGGGCGCGAUCACCACGUCGACGCACGGCGGUUCCGAAAUCGACGUGAACGUUAAACCUCUAGGCGAAAAAGUUAAGGAGACCACCAAGACUGCCUCGUACUUGGGUGUCAUAUUGCUGGGUGUAGGUGUAACCGGUUCGCUGUUCUAUGCCGUUUUUAACGAAUUGUUUUCAAGUAAAAGUCCGAAUAACGUGUACGCCAAGGCGUCGAAAAGAUGCAUUUCGGAUCCCAGAAUUGAGGAUAAAUUGGGACUGCCAAUAAUGGCUUAUGGGGAGGAGAGCAGGAGGGGCAGGCGACAGCAUGUCAGUCAUGUUGUUUAUGAGAAGGAGGGCAGGAAGCAUUUGAGGAUGAAAUUCUAUUUGAAGGGGUCUUUCACUAAGGGAACUGUGCACCUAGAAAUGGUUGAGAAUGACAGUGGAAACUAUGAAUACAGAUAUUUGUUUGUGGAAGUCGAGGACAUGUUUAAAAGUACUAUUGUACUGGAAGACAACACCAAGAAAGUGGAUGCUACACCAACAUUACAGUUGGAUUCCCUGCAAUUUUAAUUUUAAGUUAUUGAAACACAAUUAUAUUAAAAUAUUUUAUUUAA